Molecule: messenger RNA, 2634 nt
Organism: Parnassius apollo (apollo)
Lineage: Eukaryota; Metazoa; Arthropoda; Insecta; Lepidoptera; Papilionidae
Source: the annotation of a GenBank genome assembly
AUGGAUGAUAAAACGCCACCGCUGAUUAGCUCUAGAGUAGUUCGAACUAAGUAUGGAGAUAUACGAGGCUUUAUAAUGACUCCAGAAUCCCGAUUCCUUGAGCCAGUUGAAGUGUUCCGUGGAGUGCCUUAUGCGUCUCCUCCCGUUGGGUCUUUAAGAUUUAUGCCUCCAGUAUCAGGUGCUCAAUGGUCUGGUGUCAAAAUUGCUGAAGAAUUUAGCCCAGUUUGCCCACAAGUGCUCCCUGAUAUAAGAAACGAAACAGCGGUCUUGAAAAGGAUAUCGAGAGGGAGAUUAGAUUACUUGAAGAGGAUAUUGCCCUUUCUGACAAAUCAGUCCGAGGAUUGUCUCUAUCUGAAUAUCUACGCGCCAGCUCAAGCAGGUGUGAGAGAUGCUGUGGCGAGAUACCCAGUUUUGGUGUUCGUCCAUGGCGAAAGCUACGAGUGGAGCUCCGGUAAUCCUUACGACGGCGCUGUGCUUGCUUCACAAGCGGGCUUAGUCGUAGUCACAAUCAACUACAGAUUGGGUAUAUUAGGUUUCCUUAAUCCACGAUCUGACGACUUUCCACGGUCGCCAGCUAACUAUGGCCUAAUGGACCAGAUAGCAGCUCUUCAUUGGAUCAAAGAAAAUGUGGCAGUGUUCGGCGGUGACCCCACCAACGUUACUCUCCUGGGGCAUGGAACCGGAGCAGCAUGUGUUCAUUUCUUGCUGACAUCACUAGCCGUUCCGGAAGGAUUGCUGUUUCAUAGAGCAAUACUGAUGUCUGGAUCUGGUCUCAGCCCAUGGUCUCUGGUCGCGGACCCGCAUAAAUAUGCGUCAAUAGUAGCGAGACAUGCUAAUUGUUCUCCCGAUUUAACACCACCAGCUCUAUUGCGAUGUUUACGUGAAAGACCAUUGGAAUCCUUGCUAUCAGCACCAGUGCAAGCUCCAGACUUCUCAUAUGCUUUCGGUCCUAGUGUUGACGGUGUUGUUAUUGAUACCGGAGACCUUCUCAUGAACCCUGAGAAUGGCUAUGAAUGGGGAGGUCAAGCAGCGCGCACUGCUGAUGGCAAGCAAGUGCAAACCGCCGUCAAUAUUAUUAAUGCAGUACUGAUGCGGAAGAGUGCAGUUGCACAACUCACCAAGUAUGAUCUAAUGCUUGGUGUGACAAAGGCAGAAGCUUAUUUUGCGUUUAGCGGUGACGACGUCCAAUACGGAAUUGAAGCUGACCGAAGAUCGAAAAUUUUGAAGUCCUUUGUCCGUAACACAUACAGUUAUCAUUUGUCGGAAAUUUUGGCCACAAUUAUUAAUGAAUAUACUGACUGGGAGAAGCCGGUUCAACAUCCAAUCAAUAUAAGAGAUGAAACACUCGAAGCAUUAAGUGACGCUCAAGUUGUGGCACCAAUAGUUCUUACUGCUGAUACACAUUCAGCGCUCCGACGAAACUCAUAUUUAUACGUGUUCGACUAUCAAACUAAAUAUGGCGACUAUCCUCAGCGUCAGGGUUGUAUUCAUGGCGAGGAGCUUCCAUACAUAUUUGGGGCACCGCUAGUUGGAGGAUUGGCCCAUUUCCCACGAAAUUAUACCAAAGCUGAAGUAGCGCUUUCCGAGUCUGUUAUGCUGUACUGGGGAAAUUUUGCAAAGACGGGAAAUCCCAAUGAAGCCCAAGAAAGUGAUCCCAUUAGAGCUGGCAGGCAAGAAAGAGUUCGAAUGAAAAAUAUGGAGUGGACUGCAUACGAAGCGGUACAUAAAAAGUAUCUGAAUAUUGACAUCAAAUCUAAGUUAAAAAAUCAUUAUAGGGCACACAGGCUAUCAUUCUGGUUAAACUUGGUACCAGAUUUGCACCGUCCAGGAGGAGAAGACGUUCCACCUUCUCACCACCAGCUCGAGCAUGAAGAUUCUUCCUUGCAGCCUACUAUUAAAUCAUUUACACCACCGUUUAAAAAAAACACUGAUCUGAUAUUAACAGACACUGGCGUUGCCACUAAAGUUCCGGUGUUAGCUGUCCUCAAUGUUACUUCACCUUUGAAUUUCAAUAUAAUUAGUCUGAAUUCAGCAACUCAAAACCCUGGAGGCUCUGAUAAUCAUAAAUCAGAUACGCCUACUUCACCACCACCAGAAGAUGGAUUUGCCGCUUACUCAACCGCAUUAAGCGUUACAAUUGCUAUAGGUUGUUCCUUACUUAUAUUGAACGUAUUGAUAUUUGCUGGAGUAUACUACCAGAGAGAUAAAACAAGGAUGAAUGGACAAGAUGGACACAAUGGAUCGCAUUUAAAGAAACGUGUUGAGAAUGGCCAGAUGCCUAAUAAUAUUUGUGGGGAUCUCGAAGGUACAUUAUCGUAUCAAACAAGUCUCAAAAACGACCCUGCUACUAUACUUAGUCAUCAUCAUUCUCAUUCCCAUCAUCAGCUACCACCUCCAGAAUUUGCCGAUUUGCCAAGUAAUAAUGUUGCAAGUAUGGCGACUUUACCACGUGCUCCACCACCACCAAAAUUAGGAAAAAGCAAUAUUAACACAUUAGCCAGCGGGCAGCUGCAGGAAAACCAACCUUUGUUGUCAGCCCAUCAAAUGCAAAUGAUAAAUACAAGUACACUAACGAAAAAGAAUACCCAACUCAACGCCAAGUCCAAUGUUACAAUGGAGGAGUUGAGGGUGUGA